Messenger RNA from Penicillium roqueforti, 1080 nucleotides. Its product is annotated as TauD/TfdA dioxygenase family protein. The coding region runs from base 1 to 1080 and encodes 359 amino acids. Gene Ontology annotation, molecular function: 2-oxoglutarate-dependent dioxygenase activity. Lineage: Eukaryota; Fungi; Ascomycota; Eurotiomycetes; Eurotiales; Aspergillaceae. The record is from RefSeq and is a predicted model, not a curated record. The transcript is spliced from 7 exons. Gene Ontology annotation, cellular component: cytoplasm.
AUGGUAUCCGAAACAGUCGAAGAGAAGCGGCCUCUUUACCCCGAUUAUCUCCCAUUUUAUGACCCCCUCGAAAAGGUCGAGAUGGUCGGGCCAUUCGAGCACGACGACCCUGGUCAUCGAGCCGAUCCAUCAUUCCCGAAUCUCUUGAAAAAGGCGACCAAUGUUGUCCAAUUGAGCCCUCACUGUGGAACAGAGCUUAAGGGUGUCCAGAUUUCGGAGCUUUCAACCGAGGGCCUAGACGAACUCGCGCUCAUGGUGGCAGACCGAGGAUGUCUAGUAUUCCGGGACCAGACCUUCACGGAUCUGGGAUUCGAGGAGCAGAAGAGAAUUGCCUCUCACUUUGGCCCUCUCCACAAGCAUGGAUGGAUGCCUCAUCCCAAAAAUGGCCCGGAGGAAUUUGUCAUUGUUUAUGACUCUAAAGAUGACCUGCGCAUUCGCAAAUCUUGGGCUAGAAAAAGCCCAAUCCAGUUCCAUGUUGAUCAGUCCCCCGAGACUCAGCCUCCGGGUGCGACAUUCUUCUGCAUGCUCGAGUCUCCUCCCGGCGCGGGCGGAGAUACUAUCAUUUCUAACAUGACACGCGCAUAUGAACGCCUUUCACCCUCGUUCCGCAAGCGUCUCGAGGGUCUCAAGGCAGUUCACACAACCGCGAACCCUAUCAUGCGCGAGAUUCGCGACAACGGCCCCGAUUCCGUCCUCCGUCGACCAAUUACUCGAACCAUCCACCCAGUCGUAAUCAUCCACCCUGUCACCAAAAAGAAGGCACUCUUUGUCAACUCCUCCUAUACCCAAAGUAUUGUGGGCUGGGACGAGGAAGAGUCGGACUACAUGCUGAAGUUCUUGUUCGACCACAUCAACCGUGGACAUGAUUUCUGCUGUCGUGUGCGCUAUGAACCUGGCACGGUGGUUAUUUGGGAUCAGAGAGUCACGCAGCAUUCGCAGACUCUGGAUUAUCAGGCGGGUUCUCGCCGCCAUGCUUUCCGGUUGACUCCUUUGGCUAAUGUGCCGAUUCCGAGUUUGAUUGAGGAGGAUGAUGGGGAGUGUGCGAAAGAUGAAGGCCGGAUGAUGCUGAAUCUCUGCUAG